GGAGACUGAGAUAGCUUUGAGAAAACUAUACUCAGUUGUGUUUUAUUAUGUAUUUUUCGAUUGGUGGAUAAACUUUUCACACAUUUUAAACACCAAGUCCAACAAAUUCAAAUGUAUUGUUAAAUGUUAAGCGGUCGAAGAAUUCUCACGCGGCCCAAGAGUGUAUGAAAAACUAGCCCGAUAAGACGACAACAAACCAAGUGCUCUAUUUUCUAUGUAAGGCGUGAACAACUUGCCCUCCCCCCCCCAGAUAAAAACAUAACCUACGCCAAGGUAGAACCAGCCAACAAGAGAAGCAAACAAGAAUCGUUAGUCAGGAUGUUAGCACGCCACUUGCCAAUGAAUCAACGCGGCGCGCCUUCCGUGCAUGAGCGAAUCGCGCUGCAGUGUGCCCGGAACAUAAGUCAGCUGGCCAUUGCGCUGCCCAAGCCACGCACCCAGACGGGUCAUCUGCCUGUGCUGGUCGAGGUGCGGCGUCCCGACGAGGACAUUGUCUAUCGCUAUCAGGUGAAUCUGUGGCCCAGCGCACAGGAUCGCAACAAUCAGCAGCAAAUCCAUGCAGACGAGGCGCGUGCGCUUAGCCAAUUUUUGAACUUGCCCUGUCUGCUGCAUCACGAGCCACUUGCUCCAGCUGCGGAGCUGCCACAGUUGGUUAUGAUGCAGGAGUCGCUGCACUUUGUGCACCAUCGUCAGUCCCAGCAGGAGGCUAUUACCACAUUAAAUUACAUGCCGUCUGCCAUUGCCGCCAAAAAGGCAACGCGGGAUCACUUUAUGGCAGUGCUGCAUCAACAGCAGCCCAGUCCGCUGGCCCACCAGGUGCUCUGGGCCAACAGCAAGCCAGCCACAAGACACAAAAGACAAGCGAGCACGCAGCAGGCGGCAGUUGGGCCACCACGCAUCAGCUUGAAGCAGUCAGCGGAGCAGCAGCUAAUGGUGGCGGCGCACAGAGAGCGGCUAAGCAAUUGGCAAGCGCAUCUGCCACAAGUGGCAGACUAUAGUGAAUACUUGCUGCUGCAGCGUGAGCUCGCCCAGCGGCAACAGCAGCAGGCCCAACAGCUGGAGCAGCAGAAAUACGAACGCAUUCUUAAAGAAUCGUUGGACUCGACGCAGCUGCCACUGGAGCUGCAGGCGCUGUUUGCCUGGGAGUCUUGCUCCCUUUGCCACACCACGAUGCGCACCAUGCGUAAUGCUUUGGAUCAUUAUUUGUCGCGUGCGCAUCUGCGGCGUGUGGACAGCUGGCUCAUCCGCUGCAGCUUCGUCAAGGACCAAUUGUCGGAUAAGAUGAUGCGGCAUUUGCGCAGCACUGGGCCCGCUGUGCUCCACUGUGAUCUGUGCGAUCUGAAGCUCACCUCGGUGGUGCAUGCGCGUCAGCAUUUCUGCGGACGACGCCAUCGGCUGGUGGAGCGGCAAGUCAUACAGCCCAAUGGUGAGGGCUACUACGAUCGCAGUGGCCGCUGGGUGCGCACCAAUGACAAGUGGCUGAUGUGCCAGCUGUGCGACGUUAUUGUCACCUCGGAGUCGCAGCUGUCGCUGCAUAGGGCGGGCCUGCGGCAUCGCAAGCGUGAGCGCUCCGCUUUGCCGCAUACGCCGUGUGGUCCCUACGAUGGCAGCUAUGUAUAUCGCGUUACGUCGCACGGCUUGCUGGAGCCGCUGAAUCCGGCGGGUUACUAUUUGGGCGCUGUGGCGGCCACGCAGGAUGUGCGCAGGCUUAGCGAUCUGAAUGCCGCCUUCUAUUGCGAGGUGUGCAACAUAACGUUGAAUCAUUUGAAGUCGGUGAAACAACACGAGGCGGGGCGCGUGCACAAUAAGCGACUGGGGCGUCUCACACAACAGGCGGCGGGGUAUAUGUCGUGAAGUCGCUCAGGUCUCCCACCAAGUCUCGCUCCAGUUCCUCCAGUCCCCAGUACGGGCCGUGUGCUGCGCCGUAUUAUUAGCAAUUUAUUUUUGAACCAGUCCAGCAUGUAACGUUUUCUUUUUCAUAUAUGUUUUAUAAUAGUCAUAGUCUUCAGAGUAUAGCUAUGUGUAUUCUAUAUUAUAUAUAAAUAUACGUAUUGUGUCUA
Molecule: messenger RNA, 2060 nt
Organism: Drosophila busckii
Lineage: Eukaryota; Metazoa; Arthropoda; Insecta; Diptera; Drosophilidae
Gene: dbf
Exons: 2
Coding region: 319-1854 (511 amino acids)
Molecular function (GO): zinc ion binding; nucleic acid binding
Source: RefSeq, a predicted model, not a curated record